AUCCAAACCAAGCUUACCAACUACACCACUUAUCUCAUCUACCUCAUCUACCUCAGAAUAUUAUAACAACAAUCAAGAUGAACCUCUUAACCUGUCUAUCUGUAUACACAAUAUCCGUGGAUAUAACACAGACCUCAAACAACAA
This is a messenger RNA of Racocetra persica, 145 nucleotides long. The record is from the annotation of a GenBank genome assembly. NCBI's taxonomy places the organism in Eukaryota, Fungi, Glomeromycota, Glomeromycetes, Diversisporales, Gigasporaceae.